UAUUUCCUUCUCUUGUCGCAGUCCUUUGCAAAUUAAAGGGACAUGCGAGCUCUUAGCGCGUCACUGAUUUGAUCAUACUCUCGUAUCUGUCUGUCUGUCUGUCUGUCUGUCUGUCUGUCUGUCUGCCUGUCUGCCUGUCUGUCUGAUAAAUGCAUUGCAUGUUUAUGUGAUGACCACUUUUAGAAGUCUGUCACAUUGAUAUGUGCCCCUUUCUGUUGAGUCACAAUUGAUUUCUGGCAGUUGUUCUAGAUGUAUUUUUUUGUGUUGCAUUAGUUGUGCCGUUGCCAAUGAAGAAUAAAGACGAUGGACGAGGAGGUGACAAGGCUUGCACUCCACUCCCAGGAGCCAAAGAUUAUACUGCACGGUUCAGAUGAGGGAGGAGCUGGUGAAGAGGAGUAUGUGGUGGAGCUUCAGGAGACUGUGCUGGUGUCAGAGGUGGAGGGCGAGGGCGUCUCCAUUCAGGGCUUCUCCGAUGAGCUCGUCAUCCAGGACGCAGUGGAAGACGUGGUUGCCGAGUACGUGCACUGUGAUGACGAUGAGGGCGUUGCCGUGGAGACCUGUGUGAUGUCCCUGGAGGAAGAAGAGGAAGGCGUUGCCAUGGCAGAGAUGACCGAGGAUGUUUUGGUGGCGGAAGGGAGGGAGUCGGACGGGCUGGAACCAGAAAACGACUCCGACAGCUGCGGAGACUACCUGAUGAUCUCAUUGGAUGAUGCAGGAAAGAUGGUGUCAGGUGAUGGAGAGGAGGUGACAGUGGAGGGGGCGAUGGAUGAUCAAGAGGUGGAGAAAGAUGAAGAUGGACAGGAAGUUAUUAAAGUUUACAUCUUCAAAGCAGACUCUGGGGAGGAUGAUCUUGGUGAGACGGUGGACCUCGGUGAGAGUGAAAGUGAGGCUGUAACUGUGGCUGAGCCAGUGGUUCGACCGCUACGGGAAAAGAUGGUGUAUAUAUCCGUGGGAGAUGGUCACCAUACACAGACCGAUGGAGGGUCUAAGCUGUCUGAUGAAGUGUACAUGGAGGUGGUGGUCGGAGGGGAGGAGCCAGUGCCCCAUGACAGAUCGUAUGACAGUACGGCACUGAGCAAGGACUUCAUGCCUGUUGCGUGGGCCGCUGCAUACGGUGCGGAGGAUCAUGAGGGCUGUGAGAAUCGUAACGGUGCAGCGAGCGCGUUACUCCACAUCGACGAGUCGGAUGCACUGGAUAAACUCAGCCGUCAGCACAGCAAGAACAGGAGGCGAGCUGAACCCCGACAGGUCCAGACAGCGAUCAUCAUCGGUCCAUAUGGACAGCCACUGACCGUCUACCCCUGCAUGCUGUGUGGAAAGAAAUUCAAGUCCCGCGGCUUCCUGAAGCGUCAUACUCGAUACCACCACCAGGACGUAUUGAGCCGCAAAAAGUACCAGUGCACCGACUGUGACUUCACCACCAACAAAAAAGCCAGUCUGCACAACCACAUGGAGGUCCACGCGCUCAGCAACAAAGCUCCUUUCGAGUGCGAGACCUGCGGCAAAGAGUUCCACCAGCAGGCGGCAUUGUUCACCCACCGCCUUCAACACCAUCAUCGCGAACAGAAAUCACCUACGGCCAUUGCGUCGCCGAUCUCUCACGCUGCGGCGACCAAGUUGCACAAAUGCAAGUUUUGUGAUUACGAGACUGCUGAACAAGGCCUGCUCAAUCGGCACCUACUGGCCGUACAUAGUAAGAGCUUCCCGCACAUCUGCGUGGAAUGUGGCAAAGGUUUCCGCCAUCCAUCGGAGUUAAAGAAACACAUGCGGACGCACACCGGCGAGAAGCCGUACUCCUGCAUGUAUUGCGAUUACAAAUCUUCCGACUCGUCCAACCUCAAGACGCACGUGAAAACAAAACACAGUUGCGAGCUGCCGUUCCGCUGCGAGCGUUGUGGCCAGACAUUCAGUGAGGAGGAGGAGUUGACGCAGCAUGCUGCGACGCACGAGGACGCACGAGGGCACCAGUGCAGCCACUGCGACCAUCGCAGUUCCAACUCGAGUGACCUCAAACGGCACGUAAUUUCCGUGCACACUAAAGACUACCCUCACAAAUGUGCCAUUUGUGGAAAAGGCUUCCACCGACCGUCCGAACUCAAGAAACACUCGACGUCGCACAAAGCAAAGAAGCUACACCAGUGUCGCCACUGCAACUUCAAGAUCGCAGACCCUUUCGUACUUAGUCGCCACAUCUUAUCGGUACACACCAAGGAGCAACAACAAACGCAGCAACAGCCAGCGUCGCCAACGGAAGCAUCGCCACCGCAGGCGCCUCCGGCAGAAAAGAGCAGCCCCAAGAGGACUAUAGGGGCGGCGCAAUUAGCAGCGGGUGGCGCCACGGUAAAGAAAGCAGGUGGGGCGGUGGGCAAGGGCCCACGGGAAAGGAGGGUGUAUCAGUGUCAGUAUUGCGACUACAGCACGGGCGAUGCAUCUGGCUUCAAAAGACACGUCAUUUCUAUCCAUACGAAAGACUACCCUCACCGCUGUCAGUACUGCUCUAAGGGCUUCCGUAGGCCUUCUGAGAAAAACCAGCACAUUAUGAGGCACCAUAAAGACAUGGUGCCAGCAGAAUGAGUGUGGCGAAACCAUUUGCACCCUCCUCUUCCACAUCUUCAUCAAGAUGCCACUCACUUCCAUAAGGACACUAAUCAACCAGUGAUUCAAAAUCACCAUCGCUCAUAUUGGCAACCCCUGCACUGGCCUUCUUAUUAAGGCUUGCCAUGCAUAGCAAUGUGUGUAAGCUUUUGUGUCUGUACGAGAGAGUGAAUAUGAAAGUGUUUAGUGAAGUAGAACACACUUUUGCAUCUCAAUGGCCAAUGGUCUACUGCAUUAAAGGAAUGCUUGUUAGUUACUUACCCUCAUGUCAUUCCAAACCCGUCAGUGUUUUUUCCAUUCAACACGAAAGUAGAAAUGUCGUUCGCAACUUAUUUCCAUACAAGGCACAGUGACCUGUCAAGCUCCAGAAAGGACAAAAACACAAUAAAAAUGGUCAAUACAGCUUUUGCACUAUAUUCCAAUUGUUCUGUAGCAGUAUGAUAGCUUUAAGUCAUUAUUCAUUGAUAACUGUUCCUGUCUAGAUAAACAAAUGGCAUGUUGACGUGAUUGACGGCAGGAGGGAAAGGUUAUCAAUGAAUAUCAACACAUUUCGGUGUGUACCUAGUACAAAGCUGAUGCAUGACAUGUUUUGACUAGAGGUAGACCGAUAUAUCGGUUUUACUGAUUAAUCUGUGCCCAUAGUUGCUUUUUGGAACUCUUGUAGCCUCAAUGUCUGUUCAUGUCAUUGUAAGGAAAGACUAAGAAAUGUUUCAUCAUUCUAAAAUUCAUCAAACUAAUUUUAAUUAAUCGGCUGAUUAAUCGGUUAUCAGCCUUUUCCACCUCCUUUGUUAUUAGUAUCGGCAAAAUCCACUAUCGGUCCACCUCUAAUUUUGACUAUUAAUUAUGCCCUUUUGUCGGUAGCUUAACAUCCCCAGUCCCCAUUCACUCUCAUUAUAUGGAAAAGAGUAGCCAGGUUAUACUUUUUUAAGAUUUUUGUAUUUUUUAAAAAUGUUCUCCUUUUUUUUUAAAUGCCCAAUUCCCAAUGUGCUCUAAGUCCUCGUGGUGGCGUAGUGACUCGCUUCAAUCCGGGUGGCGGAGGACGAAUCUCAGUUGCCUCCGCAUCUGAGACGUCAAUCCGUGCAUUUUAUCACGUGGCUUGUGGAGACCUAGUGCGUGUGGAGGCUUCACGCUAUUCUCCGCAGCAUCCAUGCACAACUCGCCACGUGCCCCACCGAGAGCGAGAACCACAUUAUAGCGAUCACGAGGAGGUUACCCCAUGUGACUCUACCCUCCCUAGCAACAGGGCCAAUUUGGUUGCUUAGGAGACCUGGCUGGAGACACUCAGCACGCCCUGGAACAACUCGCGUCUCCAGGGGUGGUAGUCAACGUCAAUACUCGUCAAUACCAGGACCAUCAGCCAGGAUAUCCUGCACCUUUCGUGUUCCACAGAAGAAAGUCAAACAGGUUUAUAAAUGACAUGAGAGUGAGUAAGUGAUGACAGAAUUAAAAUUUUUGGGUGAAAUGGAUGUGUGGAUGUGUUAUAUGUCUUUUUAUCAAUACAUUUCAGUUUGUUUUUGUACUUUAACAAAUGACCUUCAUUUGCAAUCAGCCUCUGGGAUCAGGUGCGAUAUUCCUGAAGCUUUUCAGAUACACACUACGAGUGCUCUCAGCUUCUCGUCUCAAAUCUGUAACAACGGGGGAGUCUGACCCUGGGAUUGCAUAACCUCUCUUAAACCUUUGAAUAUAGGAUCAUGUACACAUGUCUUCCAAUUGACCAGCAUGUCUGUCUGAUUAACCGACGUCCGUGUGGGUAAAUUGGAAGGUAUCCGGUAAUGCCUUUAGUCUUUGCUAUAAUUUACAGUAAGAAAGCUUGAGUUCUGCAAUUACAAAGGAAAGAUUUUAAUGUUUGAUGAACUAUUCGGUCAUGCAAGGUAUUUUUUGUUCAAUGCUGUAAGUUGAUUUAAAUCCAUUGCACAUAAAGAGUGGAUGUAUGGGACCAUAGAACUACUAAAUAUAGACAAAAAGGUGAAUCUCAUUUGCAAAGAUCAUGUCCAGGUCAUAUUAUAACACCCAAAAAAAUCUGUAGAAAUAAGCAUAUUUUAGUACCAUUAAGAGUUUUUGCAUUGUGACAAAUUUUCAGUAUUGCAGUCCAAAUGAUAAUUUGUAUAUUAUAUCUGGGAUAUUAUUUAAUAGUAUUUAUACAUCAGAGUAUUUGCUGUACUGCCUUUAAUUUAUGCUGAUUAAAAUAAAAUGUCUGGUAGUAAAUAUUUGUAUUAUGUAAUAAAGGAAUAAAAAUCACCAUUGGAAAUAAUGGGAAUUACAAAAAACAAAAACGUCCUGAUGCUUUAACUAUAAAGCAAAAUAUGUCUUUUUUUUUUUUUUUUUUUCUUUUUGAUUUUGGGGUGAAAUGCGACCUGGACAUAUUUUUGUCGAUUGACUAAAUUAAUUUGUAAACUAUAUAUCCAGUAAAAUUCAGUAUGCUAAUCAUGUCUGGAAAACCGUUUUUGUUUAAAUAAUCUUAUUGGACAGUAUCAGCCUAAUUGUUUCAGUAUACACAACAUGCAGUAUGUACUUUUAAAAAAAGACAAGUAAUAUGAGAUUACAAGUGAUCAUAUCUGUGUGUGAUUGUGUGUUAGCAGGGUUUACAUCAGAUCUGUUUGCCGUUGCCAGUAACCUUGAGUUACAUUGUGUUAUGGUUAGACUAUCGUCUAAAAGGCUGUUUUCCUGUAGAGGUCCAUUCUUAUGAGUCAAUGCAAAUACACACCAUAACCAGUACAUGUCUUAAUAGUCAACGUCAGACCUCACUAGGUGUGCUUAUUUUGGCUGCCAUCUCUUACUUCGCAGUAAUGAUGUGUGAACAUGUGGCACCUAUAAAAUAGAAAUAAUAAAUUGACAAAAAAAGCUGGAAUUGACAAGUCAAAUGCACUCUUGUUUAUAUGUAAUGUUAAUCAAAUAUAGAAUGAAUGCUGAUUUCGUUCCAAUACCUGUGAUGGUUGAUGUCAUCUUAAGCUUUGUAUGUUGUUGGCCAGUGGUUCCUAGAGGAAGUCGACAUAUUUUACAUGACCUCAAAACACUGAAACAGCCUCUAUUCGACACGGAACAGCACCAUUGUUGAUUAAGGCCAUUAGUGAGCGUGUAUCUCCCUCAGAUUGAUGCCAUUCAUAUUACUGUUCCCACACCUUCCUCUCCCCGUGAUCAUUUUUAUACUGCAGAUAUUUAUUUGGUCACUGUUUAAACUUUGUUGUAUAGUUAAAUGUAACUAGAAUUAUAUGGGACUAUAACUUAUUGUUUUGUACACAGAUCUGUAAAGAGAGAGUGUAGAUGUAAACACUUUGAAAGGAGUCUGAACUUUUGUGUUGUCAUGGAUGUAUCUUCACAUUUGUAAAAAAAAAAAAAAAAACGAUAAUAAGGAAAUAAAAGCAAAGUAUUUUCCUGCAUUUUCUGUUCAAUCUGGAAAUGGAAAUGAGAAAUUUGUAAAGGGUGUUCAUUUGUCUUUACCGUACAUGUGUUUCUCACAAAUGAUCAUGAUGUCCAAUGGCAGAAUGUUAGCCUCAGUCACCAUUCACUGUCAUUAUGUGGAGAAAAAAAAAGAUACAAUGAAAGUAAAUGGUGACUGAGGCUAACAUCUCCUUCUGUGGCCCACAGAAGAAACAAAGUCAUAUAGGUUUUGAAAAA
Xyrauchen texanus (razorback sucker) is the source of this 6210-nucleotide messenger RNA. RefSeq names its product zinc finger Y-chromosomal protein 1-like. Gene Ontology annotation, biological process: regulation of transcription by RNA polymerase II. Lineage: Eukaryota; Metazoa; Chordata; Actinopteri; Cypriniformes; Catostomidae. The transcript is spliced from 7 exons. The record is from RefSeq and is a predicted model, not a curated record. The coding region runs from base 304 to 2574 and encodes 756 amino acids. Gene Ontology annotation, molecular function: RNA polymerase II cis-regulatory region sequence-specific DNA binding; DNA-binding transcription factor activity; metal ion binding. Gene Ontology annotation, cellular component: nucleus.